Messenger RNA from Marchantia polymorpha subsp. ruderalis, 2965 nucleotides. NCBI's taxonomy places the organism in Eukaryota, Viridiplantae, Streptophyta, Marchantiopsida, Marchantiales, Marchantiaceae. The record is from the annotation of a GenBank genome assembly.
ACUCGGCGGCUGGAAAGUCUUCACUCCAUCCAUCAACUUUAUGCCGGUGUACAAAAUGUCAACCGAUUUAUGGCGCCUUGUCUGAUAGCCAGCUUAACCGACUGUCAUGCGGCAGCUGCAGAUCGUGACUGUAACAAGGUACCAAUGCUUGUGCUCUGGAACAUAAACGAGCGGCGAUGAAACUCGCAAACGAGCUCCGAGAUCACGUCACGCCGAGGGCGCCCGACGCGGGCCACAAUUCACGAGAGCAGUGACCGACGAGCUGCAACCGAGCUCUCGACGUCGACAGCAGUAGCCCCGCGCACUUUUCAGCAGAUCGUGCGAGCGGACGGAAGGUGACGAAGGCGAUGACGGCUGCUGACUUUAGGAACACCCGGAGCGAAGGCGAUUGGCGUGCUGGCCAUGUGGAGACAUGCGCGCACUUCUGACACGAUCUGGAAUCCUCAGCAGCUGGCGCUCGGGCCGUGUGCCCCGCGCAUCAAUUCUCGGGCUCUCGCUUCCGGCCUUCAUUCACGCUGUGUCCGGACGAGCACCGCGAGGUGCGAUCGAAGAAUUUCCUGCUGGAGACCUGGUCGCGUUUCUCCUCGACUGGGGUUGUGCCGGGACCUCGAUUCGCGGAUGGGAUCUCCCGCGGACGAUUCUGGGAUCUGGAAGUAGCCGUGGUAAUGCUGAUCGGCCCGGAGAAAAGACCUCUGCGUCCAAGCACCAUCUGCCAUAUUUCGGGCGCUUGAAUAAUUGUACCAUUACUUACACCUCGAGCUCCUUUGAGCUCUCACACUUUUCGUCUCUCACCCUCCCUCCGUCCACCGUCAAGCUAUCCCAUGUCGAGAGGAGAUGGGGGAUCGUCUGAUAGACGAAAAUAAAUCUCUUCGCGUAGAGGAAGGACGAGUUUGAAAUUUGGUUCCGACACCGUCCGCAUUUCAGCACUAGUCAUUCAUAUCUCGAGUUUUCGACUUUGUUUCCAUCCCGUUGCCAUCCCAUCUCUGCGUCUCAUCCUCGCGAUGCAGAGUAUCCAAGUUCUAAGGCUUGCUGUCGUCUUAUUAGUAUGUUCGAGCUUUGUAAUCAGAUGUUCGGAAGCGGCUUAUACGCUAUCGUUCACACACAUGCUCUCAGAGAAAGCUAAAGAAGAUCAUAAUGCCCAGGAGAAGGGAGCUUGGCCGUUCCCUGACCCGGACACCGUCGAGUAUCAGCAUCUUCUUCGGCAGUACGAUGCCGUGCGCCAUAGGAGAAUGCUUGCCGGCACCCCUUCAACUUAUACCUUUGUCGAGGGCAACGUUUCCAUAUCAUUCAUCGGAGGAUUCUACUACUCGACGAUAAGUGUGGGUACACCGGCGGUGCCGUUCUUGGUCGCCCUGGAUACGGGAAGUGACCUCUUCUGGCUCCCUUGCGAGUGUCAGUCCUGUGCGCCGGCUACUGCCCCGAUCUACGAGGACUACGGUGUCAGUAAGGCCUUGAAGGUUUACAGUCCAAAAGCUUCGAACACCAGUACAGCAAUAUCCUGCGGCAGCAGUGACUGCCCUGCAAUAAUCAGUCAAUGCCAGGCCGCCGCUGGGGAACAAUGCCUGUACGAACAGAAUUAUGCAGCCGUCAACACAUCCACCAGCGGGAGAUUGGUGCAGGACGUACUUCAUCUCAUUCCAGAUAUGGGGGCCCCAACCGCGACGCAAGUGCCCGUAAUUGUGGGAUGUGGCCAGACGCAAACCGGGAUAUUGGUCGAUGGCUUCGGGCCCCCGGAUGGCCUCAUUGGAUUGGGAUUGGAGAACUACUCUGUUCCGACUACCUUGGCCAGGUCGGGGCUCGUGAAGGACUCCUUCUCGAUGUGCUUCGGGGCGGACUUUGCAGGACGAGUAGUGUUCGGAGACAUCGGAUCCACGGCGCAACAGUCCACGCCGUUUGCACCAGCGCAGCCCGGAGCGUACAACACGUACUAUGUUGGUGUGGAAACGAUUAUUGUCGGGGGCGAUACCAUCACUGUCGGAAUGUCCGCAUGGUUUGACACCGGUACCCAGUUUUCGUACUUGGAGUCCGCAACUUACAAGCUUUUCGUAGCUUCGUUUGACAAGCAGAUUGCUGGUUAUACGCGUACCACGGAACCCCAGCUGUUCGAAUAUUGCUACCUAACGAGAGACGACAUUGUCAAUGCUCCUACCAUCGAUUAUGUCCUAUCUGGAAAUGCUACGUUUCCUAUCGGAUACCCGCUUAUCUCCCUCUUCUUCCAAAACGGAACGCGUGGUGGAUUCUGCCUCGCCAUAAUCGAGUCCAAUAUUAACCUCAUCGGAGUGAACUUCAUGGUGGGCAUGAACCUGGUAUUCAACCGAGAGCAGCGGACUCUGGGCUUUGAGGAAACAGACUGCCUUUCGCUCAUGUCGAACAGUGGGCCCGCUCCAGCUCCCAACGCCGGUGGACCGAGCCCGAGCCCCGGCCCAAAAGCCUCAGCAUCCUCCCCUACCACAAGGCCUCCCAAUUCGUCUACCACCACCCCCGGUCCUGCUGCAGCUCCAGCGCCAUCGCAAGCAUCUCACGCUGCUGCCUUCUCCCUGGCAACUCUUCUUUUAUUAGGACUUGUACAUGUACUGCUUUAGUUAUUAUCAUGUGAUUGUUGCACUCUUAACUUCAUAUCCACCCUGUAGACUUACCAUUCUUUUAUCCUGAAGAUCUGGAGCCUGAAGAGGUAGAUCACUGUUAGAUAUCACAUCGACACAGCUUUAAUCCUGUAUCAUCACUUUUCGGCACAUUCUUCGUGGUAGUUUCUGCUAACCACCGAACAGGUCCUUUUUUUAACACAUAGAGAAGAUUAUGAACACGCCUUUCUCACUGAAUGGGAGCGUGGAGCAAGCCAUUUUGUGAAUCACAAAGUGUAACGAAAGAUCCGAAAGACAGGUGGGAAGAACAUGUCUCCCUCAUAAUAUCAUGACAAUUCUUACAGAUAUCUUAUGAAGUAAAACAAGUGUUAUAUAGUACCGAG